Messenger RNA from Cylicocyclus nassatus, 2799 nucleotides. The record is from the annotation of a GenBank genome assembly. Lineage: Eukaryota; Metazoa; Nematoda; Chromadorea; Rhabditida; Strongylidae.
AUGAGAAAGAUACGAUUUGGAAAAGACAUCACUGGAAGGUGGACGGUUACCACUGACGGGGAGGCUUCCCCGCUUGCUAACCGAGACCUUCAGUUGAUUCUCACAGACCAGUUCGGAAACAAGAGUACCAUCCCAUUCACGAUUGUUGACACGAAUGUUGUCCUCUUCGUAUGGUAUGGCAAGGAUCAUGUCCGAUAUGGCACACACCAUCUCACUCUCUUCGAGAACUUCGGAUUGGCGGGGCAGACCGCAGUUGACGAGGUGGAGUUUGUUGAUCUUGUCGAGUACACAUCGCAGGAGAGCAGACCGACCGAGAGUGACCUUAACAUGGAGACCAUCGACCUCGCUGGCAAUCUCACCACGAAUGGAAGGGGAGCGAACAACUAUGAGUUGUGGCUCAUUGACGGCCAUGAAGGCACGUUGGAUGAUUUCCUCGAGUGGUCUAAGGGACCGAAGGGAGACCCGGGAGAGGAUGGCAAGUCAUUGACCUUUGAUGACCUUACCGAUGAGCAGAAGGAGGCGUUGAGGGGCAAGCAGGGAGACCCCGGAAAGGACGGUCUUGAUGCAAAGAUAAACGGUGUAAACAUCCUCAGGAUUGUCGAGGGUGCGAACAUGAGCAUCGAGCAGCAGGGUAACACUAUGGUCUUCAACAGUACCCCUCCAGGAGGCGUUGUCCAUAUCACGGGAGACGAGACCAUCGAAGGAAGAAAGACCUUCGCAAGGGGAGUCACCACGCCUCUCUUGGAGAUAAAGGACACUACCGCACAGGUAAAGGUCACGGCAGCAGAAUCGAUGUCUCCUACUGACAUAAGGGUUAAUAUUGAAGCAAAAACAUCAAGUGGUGACAUUGAUGUCCGUCUGCACGGCAUUGCCACUCCUACGAGUAACACCGAUGCAGUCAACAAGCAGUAUGCCGACACAAAGUAUGUCAAGCCUGAGGCCGGGAUACCGGAAGUAGACCUGUCUGAGGAAGUAAAGGCGAAAUUAAACUCUGGUGGUGGAGCGGAAGAGGUAUUUAUUGCGCAGGUAAACAGCACAUCCUUAACGGAGAUAAAGGCUGCAUAUUUGGGGGGCAAACUCAUAGUUGCACAGAAUGGGACAGGAUUUAUUCCAUUAUUUGAAUAUAAAGGUAUCUUUGCCAGAUUCAUAGAGGCAUUUGUGGAUUCUGGCACAACAAAAGUAAAGGUACUUACAGUAGAAGGUACAGAGUGGUCAUCCCAAGUGAUGACAUUGGCUUCAGCAGGUGAUGUUACCGCCCUAUCUCGGCAAAUCUCUGUCAAGUACACCAAACCAUCUUUAGGUAUCCCUGAGUCCGACUUGUCGGAGGAUGUCCAGGCGAAGCUGAAUGAGGGAGGUCAGUCUAUUGACAUCAUAGACAGCCUUGAUAGCGACAGGACGGACGCAGCCCUGUCAGCGAAGCAGGGAAAGGCGUUGGCGAGUGCGUUAGAUGACAAGGCUGACAAGACCUAUGUGGACGAGUCAGUGGCCGGAGCGAAGGGCAUACUGGAGUCGGGCAUUAACUCCGUAUGGGACGGGCUGAAUACCAGCAAGGCUGACAAGUCGGAACUUACCGCUUUGUCCGCAAAAGUCGGUGACUUGGCAAACCUCACCACCGAGGCGAAGGACAACCUUGUAGCCGCCAUCAACGAAGCAGCUAAGAACGGUGUGUUCGUGGCAGAGUACGAUGUGACUACCUAUAACGAAAUUAAGGCAGCACAUGAUGCAGGGAAGCAGGUGAUUUUGGAGUUUAGCGGAUACACUUUCCGCCUCACGGCAUUGAAGUCGCAGCAGGCGAAUUUUAGCCUGGUGGCAUCUAUCCGAGAGUUUGAGGCUGAUAUCAUAAGGGUAUGGGUCUCUUCUUCCUUUGAUACUUGGAAUUACGAUUCAUACCGACUUGCAUAUCGAGCAGAGGUGGAGCAAAGGUACGCGAAGCCAUCAGAAGGUAUCCCUGCCACCGACCUCGCACAAGAGAUACAAGGUCUCAUAGACUAUGCCAACGAGACCACGGGAGCAGGUGACACCCUGCUCGGAGAUGCAGUACACACUCUUGUAGAGGGGUACGGGGGAGGAGGGGAUGACCCCGACCCAGCACCCGAUGGAGUUGUGUGGUACAAGGCUCUCGUUGGGGACGGUGUGGCUUACAUCAAUACGGGAAUGGAGCCAAAUAGAACGCAUACUUAUAAGCUGGAUGUCAGACGCAGAACGCAAGACUCAAAAUUUUUUGGCGCAAAUGUUGGCUGGGAUUCAGGUCUUUACAUAGACAAAUAUAAUGAAAGGCGGAUAUAUUACUUUAUUUUCCGCAAUGGUGCAUCGGGAUACUCCAAUCCCGAUUCAUUUCCUAUAUACUACGGAAACCGCAUUGUCAUCACACUGGCUCCGAGUGGGGCAUUUUUUGAAAACUUCUCCUUGCGUAGUUCUCUUGAGGCAUUGAACCCAUUUGGCACAACGAAAGAUAUUACCCGUCCUAUAUAUUUAUUUGCCAUAAAUAACAAUGGGACGGCAGUAACGAGCAAUACACGAACAGAUUUCUACCGAUACACCGUCACCGAUGCAGGCGGUCUCAAGGCUAUGUAUUAUAUCAUUGAACACGAUGUUCUCCCAAGCGGAGAUGUCAAUGCCAGCGAGACUGGUCGCAGCACCUUCUCUCUCGCACUUUCAUUCUACUAUGACCGUCAGAGCAAGAUGGUGGUCAACACCCAGUUCAAGUCCGUGCAUCUGAUGCUUGUGGACGAGAAGAUGACCAUUGUCAAGAAGGACGAUGUGGCUACCUCAUACGAGGCACCUGCGGAGGGCGAGUAA